UGCACCGGCCACAUCCCCGCGUGGCAUGGAGGAGAGGCAUAAGGCCCACCUGGCAGUGGCUGCCUGUGUGUGCACCAUGCUCUGCCUAGUCUCCUGCACAUCUGCCUUCUCGCACGGCGCCAGCCCCUCUGCUUGUGCUGAUAUGAUGCCCAGGCACCUGCGGGCUCAUCUGCACAGCCCCACCAACAACUACGUUACUAUCCACACCAACGUGUCCUUCUAUGCCCCAGGAGACAAAGUCCCAGUGACAGUGAGGAGCAGCCGGGAUUUCAUGGGCUUUUUGCUUCAAGCUCGCAAAACGUCUAAUGAUGAAACUGCUGGCACAUUUGUCUUCAUUCCUCCUGGCUCCAAGCUGCUGUCUUGCUUUGAAGAUGGUGAUACUGUCACCCACUCGGACAAGUCCCUGAAGAGAAACCUGUCCUUUGUAUGGAAAGCGCCAGACCAACCCAUUGGAGACAUCAAAUUUUUCAUCUCUGUAGUCCAGUCAUACUUUGUUUACUGGGCAAGGAUCGAAUCGACCACCGUGGCUCAGCGAGGGCACAGUGACACAUCUGCUGGAGGCAGCAGGAAGGCCGGCCCUGCAGCACCUGCACCCACGCAGGAACCUGCCAGCCCCCACAUGGCUGGCACAGCAAGCAAAGCUGCUGGUGAGAUCAGUGAUGGCCGUGAAGAACUCCCUGAAGAGAAGGCACAAAUGGGCAUCCUAGGCACUGGCUCUUCCAUUGCCAACCCCAGCUCCCUUGAGUACACCAGCCCAGCUUUGGUCAGCCUAGCCGGCAUCACACCAACACCAGUGCUGGGGUCAGGCACUGGUGUCCACUCAGAUAUGCAGCCCACUGCUGAGCCAACACAGCUGUCCCAGACUUUGUGGAGUGGAGGGAGCAGCCCCAGGAGUAGCUCAGGGCUGGAGCCAUCGCUUGCCUUCCAAGAGCCAGGCAUGGCCGAUGCUCUGCAAAGCUUCCUCUUCCAGGACUAUGCCUCCAGGCAGAGCCUCCCCGACAGAGCACAAAGUACGGCCAGCAUUACCAACCCACACCCGUGUGUGACAUGCAAAGAAGAAGGGCAGGCAAGUACUGAGAACGGGGCCACCCCGGAAACCUCCCUGACAGCAGCAGCUUCUUGGUCCGCCCUACACAUACACUCUCAUCUCAGCAAAGCCGCUGUGACAACAGCCUGGUUUAGCAAUGAGGACACAGUCAGCAAUUUGUCAUUGGCCUGGAGGCAAAUGGCAGAAAGCAAACCACCCCGGCAGCCACAGGAGGAGGAGGUCAGUGAGGAGGUGGGUGGGCACACGCUGCCGUGGGUGACCAGAGCAGGUCCCAAACCUGCUGUCCCAGGGAAGGGGGACGACUCUCGCAGAGGGACACGUCUGAUAGCAGCCCAACUUGGCAUCCUCCUGGUCUGCACGGUGGUGCUGGGGCUGGCUGCAGCAGCUGGCCUGCGCUAUAUCUGUGCCAGGUACUGCCACAAGAGGACAGAAGUGUCCUUCAGUGAGCCAGGCAACAACGUCAUCGCCAUCAAAGACAACGGGGAGAUGAUGCACUUCCGCAAGAUCCGGGAGAACAGCUUCGUGCUGGUUCAAGCUGAGUACAACUGGAUCAGCCCGUCAAGCAGUGGGAAAAGGAGAAUAAUGUAAACACCGGCAGUACUCACAGUAGUGCCAUGUAGAUGAGCCAGCCGCCCCUGCAGGUGAAGACAGCUGAGAUAUAUGUAAUACCAACUCUAGAAGGCAGUAGUGUCCUUGCUGUCUAUGGGCAGACAUAUAGGUGUACAAACAUGAUGCAGCUAACUCAGCUAGAUGUGUUAGUCAAAGUAUCUGGGCUACUGCUGCUAAGAGAAUAAAAGUAACUACUGUUCUGUGUGUUACACGUAGAGCAAUUAAUAUUGUAUAUCUGCUCAUUAACUGUCAUUGCAACCAUUACUCUUCCUCUGCUGCCUUAAGGCUGAAGCAGAAGAAAAUAAAAACUGAAAUUCUU
Molecule: messenger RNA, 1976 nt
Organism: Coturnix japonica (Japanese quail)
Lineage: Eukaryota; Metazoa; Chordata; Aves; Galliformes; Phasianidae
Gene: REELD1
Product: reeler domain containing 1
Cellular component (GO): membrane
Source: RefSeq, a predicted model, not a curated record